UGGAGCCAGGCCAUGCUCCGCCAUUACCAGCGCCUGCAGGCCAUGGCGGCCGGCGGGGCCUGGGCACGGCUGCCCUCCUACCGCCAUGCCCGCCACCACGGGGCCGCCAUGGGGACCCCGGGGCUGGGGGGGGUGACGGGGGGACGCACAGCACUGCCACCGCCGGGGGACACGCGGCUCUUCCUGCGCGCCAUCGAGGGGGACGGUAACGGCUUCGAGUACGCCAUGUUCCUCAACGCCGCCGAGCGCCGCCUCCUCUGCCUCGUCCAGCCCGGGCCCUACCUGGAGGGACACCCCGGCUUGACCCAUGGUGGUGCCAUCGCCACCAUCAUCGACAGCGCCCUGGGGACCUGCGCCCUGGCGGUGGCCGGGCCGGUGGUGACGGCCAACCUCGGCAUCGACUACCUGGCGUGA
Molecule: messenger RNA, 414 nt
Organism: Calidris pugnax (ruff)
Lineage: Eukaryota; Metazoa; Chordata; Aves; Charadriiformes; Scolopacidae
Gene: THEM4
Product: thioesterase superfamily member 4
Exons: 2
Coding region: 13-414 (133 amino acids)
Source: RefSeq, a predicted model, not a curated record